This is a messenger RNA of Periconia digitata, 806 nucleotides long. The record is from the annotation of a GenBank genome assembly. Lineage: Eukaryota; Fungi; Ascomycota; Dothideomycetes; Pleosporales; Periconiaceae.
UCUGAUUAUUGCCUCCUGCAACUCUACCCCAAAAGAACGGCUUACAUUUCCGAUUCUCCAUUUGAAUCCUCAUAUGAACGAACGUCAACUCAACGAGAUCAUCUCAAUGGAUCUGGAGGUACUCAUUAACCUCAGUGCGGUAAAAAGCCAGACCUCAGAUCUGACCGAACGUAUCGCCACUUCUCGACAUAAUUCCACUACGCAGAUCUGUACAGAAGAAUUCUUUUGUCCGAAAUCUUUCCUCGGAGUCAUCAAUGAAGAUUGGAACCCAGAAGACAUUUUUUUGUGUGGUUUUCUAGAUGAUCAACGGAUUCCCGUCGACGAUCCAAGGGAGAAAUGUCCUUUUUUCGACGUCACACACAAAACCAAACCUCAACCUUUCACCACCGGAACUAGGUAACAUACUGCAGCUCUCACCGUCCUCUAUCAACACCAGCCGGGCAUUGAUAGAGCUGGACAUGGACUCAUUGAUUGAUGUAGAAGUUUGGUCGUGGAUCUUCAGAGAGACUGGACAAAACAUAUCGGUUCUCAAGAUUCUCAGCGGUCUUUGCGUAGAUGAUAUAUGUCUUGAAGUCGUUGCGGCUCUCAGUGUAGGAAGUCAAGUGCGCGAUGUUGAAGGAUCAGCGGACGCUCCCUCUACCGUACCUGACAAGUCACCUGGAAGUGCCUUGUCUAGUUCGGAGCCUGAUACUACAACCACAAUCUCUACCGCAGAUUCCACGGUAGUUUCAACAGGUAGAGAGGAGGAUGCAAACGAGAAACAUCGACAGUCCCAUAAGCUAGAGCCAAUCUCGAAUCGGCAAUGA